AUGACAUCAGUUGCUGUUUCUACGCCUCACAAGGCAGAGGAUUUCAAAUUUGUCAAUGACGUGGCGGAGGGUUUGGAAGUCAGCAGUGUGGGCCAAAUCAAGACCUCUAAGGUGGACCCUGAAGUCUUCUUGGAAGCCCAGAAAAAGGUUUACGGGAUAACACACGGUGACUGGAGAGACGACUUUGUACGGGAUGGUUAUGCUAUUGUGCGUGGUGCAAUUCCUCUGGAUCGUGCUCUUGGUUACCGCAAGCGCAUGCUUGACUACAUCCAGUCUUUUGACAAUCCAGAGUUAGAUCUAAACGACAGAUCUACCUGGGUCGCCAAAAAUCUCCCAGCUCACAAUAAAAACAACAUCUACUUCAGCUAUUGUUGUGCUCACGAAGAUUUCAUGUGGGAUGUGCGACUAGAACCGGGUGUUAUCGCUGCUUUCAGCACGCUGUGGGGCACGGACGAACUGUUGGUUUCUUUCGAUGGUUUCAAUGUUUCGUUUCCAGGACGCCCAGACCGUGACCCAGCUCCAGGAUGGCCUCAUGUGGACCAAUCACCUUUCAAGAAGGGACUUCAUUGUGCUCAGGGAAUUGUCAACCUGAGUAAUGCUGACGGGCCUGAAGACGGUAGUUUGACUGUUGUCAAGGGAUCGCACAAAUUGGUUCCAGAAUUUUUUGAGAAUCUUGACAGGGAAUCCUGGGAACAGAGAGACUUCUAUUCGUUCUCGGAAGAACAAUACAAAGAUUUUCUGGCCAAGGGCUGUGAGGUGAUAAAGUUGGAUGUUGCGCCUGGUGAUUUGAUAUUGUGGGAUUCGCGCACCAUUCAUUGGGGCCAAGAACCUAGUCCCAAAUCGAACGUGAUUCGUACUGUGAUUUAUGCAUCAUACACUCCUAGCCGUUUUGCUACAGAAGAUACCAUCCAAAUGAAGGCCGAAUUGUUUAGAAGGUGGUGUGGAUCUACUCAUUGGGCCCACGAUAACCUGAGGCCAAGACUAGAGAUUCCGCUACUUCCAGAUGGGUCGAAAGACCCAAGAAGUCGUACUGAGCCAAAGAACAAACCAGAACUCACGGAUAAGCUUCUUAGGCUUGCAGGUGUCUUGCCAUAUGAUAAGUUGACUUGA
Molecule: messenger RNA, 1110 nt
Organism: Kuraishia capsulata CBS 1993
Lineage: Eukaryota; Fungi; Ascomycota; Pichiomycetes; Pichiales; Pichiaceae
Exons: 1
Coding region: 1-1110 (369 amino acids)
Source: RefSeq, a predicted model, not a curated record